Molecule: messenger RNA, 1379 nt
Organism: Opisthorchis viverrini
Lineage: Eukaryota; Metazoa; Platyhelminthes; Trematoda; Opisthorchiida; Opisthorchiidae
Exons: 3
Coding region: 182-1321 (379 amino acids)
Biological process (GO): transcription by RNA polymerase III
Cellular component (GO): transcription factor TFIIIC complex
Source: RefSeq, a predicted model, not a curated record
AUGGAUGUAGACGUUGCACAGUAUUGGUCGCUGGACUGGCACCUUCGUCUGAAUGACGAAAUUUGCGUUCAUAUGUCAUUCGGAGGAGACGCAGCAAAUACCCUUGUCGUUCGUGGUAAGAACGGACCGGAAGACAUUAUGAGGAUCUAUACAAUAGGUAGCAAGAAGAACAUAGUUAGCUAUGCAAAACUGGUUGGCAACGACUAUAUGGCAGCUGGACGAGACACGGUUCAAAGCAUUCGUCAAAACCCUGGGCGUUCAACGGCGUGGUGUCUGGGUUUGGCGGGACUGGGCACCACAGCAUAUUUAUGUCCUUCGCAAGAUGACUACUUCCGAGCUCUUAUCCAUUCCUGUGUGGACGUUUGGGAAGUCCCCACAUUGUUGCGAAAUCCCCAUAGUGCAGAGCAUGUUCAUCGCCGCCUUGAUCUUUGGUCCCGCGAACUCCUGCGAGUUAGCAAUUUGGGCUUGGUGGCCGUUGUGUGGCGUGACGAUAGGACAGAGUCGUCUCAACUUUAUUCCGAGUCAUGCAAGUAUAGUUUCCCUGCUAACGGGGGUGGACCGUUCACUAGCCUUGUUCGUCUGUUGCUCUUCGAUCGGCCGAAUGAGCGCGGCUUCCAACGUUUAUCCAAUAUUGUCGAAGAUCGGUUGCUCGACUGCGGAUUCAUGGGCCGAUGGUGGAUGUUGGAUAACAGCAUGCGGGACUAUGAUAUCAAUCCUGAUGAAUGGACCUCCCAAUCUAUUGUCUCACCAUCUUAGUGGUGCCUUGGUGUGUAUGUAUCCCGAAACGAAGGGUAACCCUCCACCCAGAGACCGUAUUCCACAAUCUGAACAAUUACCAUCCCACAUUGGUUCGACACAAGUUUCCAAGACAUCCGCAAUGGAAGGGUCUCCUAUACCUACAGAGCCGAAGUCUGAGUCAACUUCACAUCCGACUAUUGGUGCUGGGGAUGAUGAAUGGGAAUUGGUUGAUGAGGAGAUAGUGUUUGCCGAUUGUCACGGUGUUGUGGAGGCCGAUAUUCUGACUCCCAACAAUCCAGUAACAUUUGCAGACCUGGACAGUGCGAACCCAUUGGUACAGAUUGGCCCAGCAGUUUUUGAAGGCCGAUACGAGGAUGUCCUCGGUACCAUGGUCUUUAUCGAGCCUCGCGCACGAGAAGAGGAUGGCUCUGUGUUGGCUGAACUACGCACUCCUCUGGGUCCUCCUUCUUCCGCGCGACUAUCACAACCAUCUGUUCAGUUGGUUAAAUCUACCAAAUGCUUGGUUCUGGAUCGGGUAUUUUUGAAACCCAAACUAGAUUCUCAAUCCUCAGAGCAGAAUUAGUUUUUAACCUGCAUUUUGUAUAUACGUAUCAGGAGCAGUGUAGAAAUGUGGACAACCU